Elephantulus edwardii (Cape elephant shrew) is the source of this 3073-nucleotide messenger RNA. It is a transcript of the gene TUBGCP5, whose product is annotated as tubulin, gamma complex associated protein 5. Gene Ontology annotation, biological process: microtubule nucleation; meiotic cell cycle; spindle assembly. The transcript is spliced from 23 exons. The coding region runs from base 1 to 3057 and encodes 1018 amino acids. Gene Ontology annotation, cellular component: gamma-tubulin complex; equatorial microtubule organizing center; spindle pole. Gene Ontology annotation, molecular function: microtubule minus-end binding; gamma-tubulin binding. Lineage: Eukaryota; Metazoa; Chordata; Mammalia; Macroscelidea; Macroscelididae. The record is from RefSeq and is a predicted model, not a curated record.
AUGGCGGGAGCUCGGUUUCCGUGUGGAAGGCUUGAUCAACAGCAAGAUUUAGAAGUACACAAGCUGAUUCGGCAUGUGACAGGCCUGCAGGAUGAAACUGACUCUAACUUCCAACUCGCUCUACAUUUUGCUUGGUCCAACUUCAGAUUUCAUCAUUUCUUGGAUGUCAACAGUCAUAAAGUAGAAAAGACCGUGGCAGGAGUUCAUGAAAAACUUAUCAUUCAUUCUGAUAUCAACAAAGCUGCCAGUUGGAAGAGAUUAACUGAAGAAUUUCUAAAUACAUCGCUUCCAAAUAUAAAUGAAACAAAGACAGAUGCACAUUAUUCCAUUCUAUCACUUCUUCUUUGUCUUUCGGAUUCUCCUUCUAACAGCAAUUAUGUGGAAAUACAAGGAAAUAAAGAAGUGGAAAAGAAAGAUGAUUUUGACUGGGGAAAAUACUUACUAGAAGGUGAAGAAAUUGACUUUGUUCUUAGUGCAGACUCACCAAAUUGGUCUGAAGAAAGUGAAAGUGAGGAUGAGCAACAGCCCUUAAGCAGAGAAGACUCUGGGAUCCAGGUCGACAGGACACCGUUAGAAGAACAAGAUCGAAAUAGAAAACCAGAUCUUCAUGCCAUCUGUGAAGAUGAGAUAGAUGACCAGAACUGGUUGGAACAGCAUGUGGUUGCUCAGUACUGGACAGUCAGGCUUGUGUGGUUUCCUCAUAGUUUACAUUUACACUCCAACCUAGCUGCUUUUUGGGAUCAACACUUGUAUAGCAGUGAUUCAUUAUAUGUUCCAGAAGAUAGAGUUUUUGUUACCGAGACCCAGGUUAUUCGGGAAACCCUAUGGUUACUUUCAGGAGUGAAAAAACUCUUUAUAUUUCAGUUGGUAGAUGGGAAGAUAACAGUGAGAAAUAAUAUUGUAGUAACUCAUUUGACACAUAAUUGUUUACAGUCAGUACUAGAACAAAUAGCAGAAUUUGGCCAGGUUGUUUUUCGACUCCAGGAGUUCAUUGAUGAAGUUAUGAGGCACAGUUCAGACAAUAUAUUACCUGGAAAUAAUUCUGUAACUGAAGCUCCCUUUAGGACCUACCAGGCUUUCAUGUGGGCCCUGUACAAAUACUUCAUUAGUUUCAAAAAGGAACUUACAGAAAUUGAGAAGUGUAUUAUUAAUAAUGAUACAACAGUAACUCUUUCUGUAGUGGUGGAUAGAUUAUCACCUCGACUGGCUCAACUCAAGAUUCUGCACAAAGUAUUUAGCACUGGAGUAGCUGAAGUUCCACCUGACACACGAAAUGUUGUUCGUGCUUCUCACCUACUCAACACACUAUACAAGGCCAUUCUUGAAUAUGACAGUGUUGGAGAAGCCUCUGAGCAAACUGUCUCUCUUCUGUUCUCCCUCUGGGUGGAAACUGUGCGUCCUUACCUACAGACUGUAGAUGAGUGGAUAGCGCAUGGACACCUUUUUGAUUGUGCAAAAGAAUUCAUCAUCCAAAGAAACAAAAAUGUUCCAGUAAACCAUAGAGACUUUUGGUAUGCAACGUACACAUUGUACAGUGUAUCAGAAAAGACUGAAAAUGAAGAAAAAAUGAGUGAUAAUGCUAGUGCCAGUUCUGGUAGUGACCAGGGAUCUUCUAGCAGGCAGCACACCAUGGUUUCCUUCCUCAAACCUGUCCUUAAACGGAUUAUAAUGGCUGGCAAAUCCAUGCAACUGCUUAAGAAUCUUCAGUGUGUGGAAAACUCCAGGUGCCAGGCAGCAGCAAGAGAUGCAGAAAGAAAAAGUUUAUAUAGCCUUUUUUUGGAAUCUUUGCAGUCUCGUCUUCGGCAUGGAGAAGAUAUCACUCCACAUAUCCAUACUGAGCAACAGAUGACUAAAGAGAGCCUGAUUAAGAUGCAGUCCAUUGCCGAAAGACACCAGGAACUGGAUGAUAUUCAUGACCCACUGCUGGCGAUUAACUUUGCAAGGUUGUAUUUGGAACAGAGUGAUUUUCAUGAAAAGUUUGUUGGUGGUGAUAUUUGUAUGGAUAGAUCAUCAGAAUCUGUUACAUGCCAGACUUUCGAAUUAACACUGAGAUCUUGCCUAUAUCCUCAUAUCGAUAAACAAUACCUAGAUUGCUGUGGAAAUCUCAUGCAAACUCUUAAAAAAGAUUACAGGUUGGUAGAGUACUUGCAAGCCAUGAGGAAUUUCUUCUUAAUGGAAGGUGGUGAUACCAUGUAUGACUUCUAUACCUCAAUUUUUGAUAAAAUAAGAGAAAAGGAAACCUGGCAGAAUGUUUCUUUUCUUAAUGUCCAGCUCCAAGAAGCAGUAGGACAGCGUUAUCCUGAAGAUAGUUUACGUCUAUCUAUAUCAUUUGAAAAUGUUGACACAGCUAAGAAGAAACUCCCGGUUCAUAUGUUAGAUGGUCUAACCCUGAGCUACAAGGUCCCUUGGCCUGUGGACAUUGUUAUUAGUUUGGAAUGUCAAAAAAUAUAUAACCAGGUGUUCCUUCUUUUAUUGCAAAUAAAGUGGGCGAAGUAUAGUCUGGAUGUUUUACUAUUUGGUGAACUGAUUAGUACUGCUGAAAAAUCACAGGAUAAAGGACUACGCCAACAAAACAUGAAUGCUAAAUUUGGACCACAAAAGAAAUCAAUAAGACAGCAGAUUCAUCGAAUGUUCCUCUUACGAGUGAAGCUUAUGCAUUUUGUGAACAGUUUACACAACUACAUCAUGACAAGGAUUCUUCACAGUACAGGGCUGGAAUUUCAACAUCAAGUUGAAGAAGCCAAGGAUUUAGAUCAAUUGAUUAAAAUUCACUAUAGAUAUCUGUCAACUAUCCAUGAUCGAUGUCUCCUAAGAGAAAAGGUUAGUUUUGUUAAAGAAGCCAUAAUGAAGGUAUUGAAUUUGGCACUUAUGUUUGCAGAUGGGUGGCAAGCAGGUCUAGGAGCUUGGAAGAUGGAAUCUAUAGAAAAGAUGGAAUCUGAUUUUAAAAACUGCCAUAUGUUUCUUGUAACCAUUUUAAACAAAGCUGUUUGUAGAGGGUCUUUUCCACAUUUGGAAUCUCUAGCACUGUCACUCAUGGCUGGUAUGGAACAAAGUUAAAUAUGUUGAGAUAAAU